CCACUUAUGGCGGGUUGGCAAAACUAUCUUUUUAAAAUUUAAUUUAUUUAUUUUUUUCUAAAUUUUCCUCCCCUCUCCCCUUCCUCAGCCAACCCCUUACGCCAAUAAAUUCUCCAAGAAACCCUACCUUCCGUCCUCCGCCUUUCUUCCUUUUCAGUUUCCCUUGUAUCUUCUGCCACGAUGUCAAGUGUGGAAGAGCCGCUUGGUCUUGACAAGUUGCCGAGCCUGAGUACCAUUGAUCCCCAGGGGUUCUCCUGUCCUGAUUGCAGGUCCGGAGCAGAGGAUAUGGGGAUGGGAAGCUGCUGGAUUGAAGGGGGAAAUCGCAGCUCAUCCAAUAAUUCCAACAUGAAGAUGAUUACUUAUCUGAACGAUUGGAUAAUUGAUUCUGGAGCUUCUGUACAUAUAUGUGGCAAUAUAAGAGCAUUCAACUACUUUACUCCAAUAGAAGAAGGUGAGCAUCGAAUGGUAUUGGUGGGAGAUUUGAGGCCAUUGCCUGUGAUUGGUAAAGGGCAAGUCGUUCUUAAACUUGCCUCAAACAACAUCCUUGUCCUGAAUGAUGUUCUUUAUGUUCCAAACAUAAGUCUCAAUCUAAUAUCAGUUUCAUCAUUAGGAAAAACAGGUAUUAGGGUUUUGUUCGAUUUUGACAAAUUUUUUCUCAUAAAAAAUAACAUUUUUAUUGGAAAAGGGUAUUGUUACAAGGGUGUUUAUCGAUUAGAGUGAAAUAUUUAAUAAUAAUGUACCUAGGAUUUAAUAAUAACGUACCUAGGGUUUGAGUUUUUUAGGGAAAGAUGAUUGUAAUUAGGGCCUUUUUUCGUAUUGGAUAUUUAUGUUAAAAAAAAGACAAUAAUAAUAUAUUAUCUUCUUAUUUGAUUGAA
This is a messenger RNA of Vitis vinifera (wine grape), 875 nucleotides long. RefSeq lists its product as uncharacterized. Bases 181 to 720 code for a protein of 179 amino acids. The transcript is spliced from 3 exons. NCBI's taxonomy places the organism in Eukaryota, Viridiplantae, Streptophyta, Magnoliopsida, Vitales, Vitaceae. The record is from RefSeq and is a predicted model, not a curated record.